Molecule: messenger RNA, 954 nt
Organism: Gigantopelta aegis
Lineage: Eukaryota; Metazoa; Mollusca; Gastropoda; Neomphalida; Peltospiridae
Product: protein ANTAGONIST OF LIKE HETEROCHROMATIN PROTEIN 1-like
Exons: 2
Source: RefSeq, a predicted model, not a curated record
AUGAAAAGAGCGACAUUUGACUUUCUAUGUACAAAGUUAUAUGACAAACUGCAAAGAAGCUCGGUGGUGCGAGAAGCCUUAUCUGUAGAACACAGAGUUGGAGUCGCCAUAUACUUCCUUGCAUCUACUGCGGAGUACAGAACAAUUGGAAACUUGUUCGGAAUCCACGAGUCUACUGUGCAUUCUUGCGUGCAUGAUGUUUGUGAUGCAAUAGUUGCUCUACUCUUUCCAGCGUUCGUGACCUUUCUGAAGGGCCAAGGAUUGAAAGAGAUCAUCCGUGGCUUCCAGGAAACGUGGAACUUUCCUAACUGUGCUGGCGCCAUUGAUGCCACGCACAUUCCCAUUAUUGCCCCAAAAGAAGAUCACGCAGACUAUGUAAACAGAAAGGGAUGGUACUCGAUCAUACUGCAAGCAGUAUGUGACCAUAGAUACCGCUUUACUGACAUCUGUAUCGGAUGGCCAGGCCGUGUCCACGAUGCGAGAGUUUUCGCCAAUUCUCAGCUCAUGGCGCAGGCAGUAAAUGGGAACUUGUUACCAUCAUCACCAGAAUGGACACAGGCCGUAGGACCUACAGAUGACAACGUCGACAUGCCAGUGGUCCUCAUUGAUGACGCAGCAUACCCGAUAUUUACUGAAGAAGAACACACAUUCAACUACCACCUGAGCAAAGCGCGAAUGACAAUCGAAAAUUCAUUUGGACGCCUUAAGGGUCGCUAGAGGCGCUUUCUCAAGAGACUGGAUUUGGACAUCAGCUAUGUCCCCAAUUUAGUGACCGCCGCAGUGACCCUACACAACAUCUGCGAAACUACUGGAGACAUAUUUGACGACAGAUGGAUGGAUCGAGUAAUCGCGAUGAAUGUUCAUCAACCUGAACCAUACCAAAUGAGAGCUCAGCCAAUGGACGGCAAGGAAAUUAGACGCUUACUUUCACGUCAGUUUACUGAAGAACGCUAA